Molecule: messenger RNA, 2218 nt
Organism: Neoarius graeffei (lesser salmon catfish)
Lineage: Eukaryota; Metazoa; Chordata; Actinopteri; Siluriformes; Ariidae
Product: multiple PDZ domain protein
Exons: 17
Coding region: 38-2218 (726 amino acids)
Molecular function (GO): protein binding
Source: RefSeq, a predicted model, not a curated record
CCUGGACACACAAGUAACUGUCAUUCUAGGCAAAGUGAUGCGAUCAUCUCUGCACAGAACAGAAGAACUGCAGAGCAGCAGCAUGGAGGCGAUUUGUAAAGUCAGCACUCAUCAAUCUACAGGCCUUGAGAAGACCAUCACUGUGUUCAGGGGCAAUGCCAGUCUGGGUAUGACAGUGAGUGCUCUAAGAGAUGGCUCAGGUAUAGCCAUCCGCUCAGUGGUUAAUGGAGGUGCUGUAAGUAAAGAUGGUAGACUGAAAGUGGGAGAUGGAAUCCUGGCCUUGAAUGGAGAACCCACCACCAAUCUCAGCAAUACACAGGCUAGAGCUAUGCUACGCAAACAUUCACUUAUUGGACCUGAGCUCAGGGUGACACUGAUCAGGACAAAUGGAGAAAGCCUUGGUAUCAGUGUGAUUGGGGGACGGGGCAUGGGUUGUCGCCUCAGCAAUGGAGAAAUGAGGCGGGGCAUCUUUAUAAAACACAUCUCUGAGCACAGUUCAGCAGCCAGAGACAACACACUGACGCCUGGAGAUCGAAUAUUACAGGUCGGAGGUGUGGAUGUGAGUGAUUUCACUCAUGAAGAAGCAGUGGAAGCAAUUCGACAGGCAGGGGACAAGGUAGAACUGUUAGUGCAGAACCCACAGGUUUCAGACCUAGUCAUGAGCAAUGAAGAACAAUCGUCCCACCAAAAUAAUUUGAUGUGUGAGGAUGGCAACAAUCUACGUCUCUCCCCAUCCAAUCCUUUCAGCCCCAUCCCAUAUAAGCUUACAGGACACAGUUUGUUGAAAAAACCUCUACCACAACCGGCUCCACCUCCAUUGAGGCUCCCCUCAGGGCAUGUCAGCUUGUUAACUGAUGGAGUCGCAUCUAAAAGUGUUUCAGAAAGACUGAGCAGGCCAUCAGAGACUACACAGCACUACCAAGAGGGACAAGUGUCAUACUGGGGUCAUAUCUUGCAGAAAUAUGGUAGCUUGCCUGGCGAGCUCAGAUUGGUAGAGCUGGACUGCAGCACACACAGAUCUGGUCUGGGAGUGUGUGUGUCAGGAAGCAGAAAUGGAAGAAUGACUGUGUACGUCUCAGAAAUACAACCUGAUGGAGCCGCCGCUGCCGAUGGGCAAAUCAGUGUGGGAGAUGAGCUGUUGGAAAUAAAUGGGCAGGUUUUAUAUGGCCAGAGUUAUCAGAAUGCAAUUGCUGUUAUCAACAGUGCUUCAUCUAAAGUUAAGAUUGCAGAAAACAGCACCAUCACAUCAGCCUUGGAUGUGGAUAUCAGUAUGAAUAAAGAACAUAAGCAUGAUGCAACUGGGAUUCAGGAAGAAAGGAUGAGAUUGGGUAAACAGAAGCCUUGUCCUUCCAAGAGCCACAGUAACAAUCCUCCAAUCUCCUUCAUUGCCGCAUCCAGCCACAACCCUCUACAUGACCCUGCUUUUUUCUUCUCUCACAUCACACCAGCCACAUCUCACAACACAGCAGCCAGUCAUAUACACAGUAUUCACCAUAAACAAUCCUGCUGUCGCUUCAUGAUCAAUCCCUCUGCCUCUGGAGUACGGAGCUCCUCCUACUGUUCUGCGUGCAGUGUGAGAUCAGACCCCCUGACACGUCCCAUUAUCCCUGGCUGCAUAAACACCAUAGAGAUCUGUAAAGGACAUUCCAGUCUCGGCCUUACCAUAGUGGGUGGCUGCAACACAUUACUGGGAGUGAUUCUGAUUCAUGAGGUGAAUGAAGGAGGUGCUGCUCAUAGAGACGGGAGAUUAAUGGCAGGAGACUACAUCCUUGAGGUGAAUGGUAUAGACCUGAGAAUGGCUAGUCAUGAGGAGGCUCUAAGUGUCCUGCGCUUGAGUCCCCAACAUUUACGCCUCUGUGUGUACAGACACACUUCCACACACACCUUCCACAAUCAAGUUACACACACUCAUGAGGACAUGUGGGACCUUUUCACUGUGGACCUGCAGUUACAACCAGGCCAGGAGCUGGGCCUGAGCAUUGUGGGUAAAAGGCAUGACACAGGGAUAUUUGUGUCCGAGAUAAGUCAGGGAGGGGUGGUUGAGUCAGAUGGGAGACUCUCACUUGGUGAUCAGAUUCUGUCAAUAAACGGAGACGACAUCAGAGCUGUGACUCAAGACUAUGCCCACACACUACUACAGAACUGCAGUGGAUCAGUGGUGCUGGAGGUAGCACGUUUUAGAGCUACUCCACCUUAUCCAUAUGAGUGCCAGUUUUGA